CUCACUGGGAUCAGUUUAUCAGUUAUCAUUUAGCUCUCAGAGUUGUCACAUCAUCGAAAUUAUCUAUGUUAAUUUAUUAAUUCAGAUAAAAUAACAUCACCAUCAAACCUUUGAUUAUAAAUACUUGUUAAUUUUGUGGAAGUUUUUCAGUUCAAUUAAGUUUUCAUAGUGAUCAAAAUAUUAUGUUAUCCAGUCAACAACCAGGUAAAAGGAUGAAACGAAACUAUGGUGAUGACAUUUCAAGAGAUAUGGAAGAAGAAUGGAAAAAUAUUUAUACGAUGCUUAAUUGUAUCAUGGGAAUGGUAGAGAAGACAAAACGAGCCUUGGCUAUCCUACAACAUAGAAGUGUUGAAUAUGCAUCAAUCAAUUCUCCCCCUUUGUGGACUCCUCCAGGAACGGCUUUGAGGAAUCGGCUUAGUGCUGCACCUCCUCCAUUGGAUCCAUCUUCUCAUAAUGGAUUAGAUGUUCACGAAUUCAGGAUAUCUAGAGAGCCAUUGUUAACUACAAUUCAUUUUGCAAAAUCUCAAAAUCAUCCAUCUGAGGUCGACAGAGCCAUGGCUUCGGCUGCAGCCGCUGCAGCAGAUUCAGCAAGACGAACUAGAUUGGGGAGUAAUAAUAACCAUUUCGAGGUUGUCAAUGAUGCUAAAAGAGCGGCAGUAGUUGAACUCCAUAAAGCGAUGAGUGCGGCGGAAAGUAAAGCAAGUGAAAUCGUCGCUGCUGAACGAGCCAAAAUGGAAAGAAUGUUGAACGAAGCUCGACGCCAAGCUACCGAAGAUGCGAUCACUGCUAUGAAUCAUCAGGAAGAUUCUGACGAACAUUGUUGGAAUUGCGGGAGAAAAGCGAGUGAAACUUGUAGCGGUUGUAAUGUUGCUAGAUAUUGUGGUUCCUUUUGCCAGCACAAAGAUUGGGAAAAUCACCAUAAAGUUUGUGGAUCAUCAAAUCAUCGUGAAUCAGGAUCAGUAAUAAAUGGACACCAUGUAAAUGUGACAAGUUCGCGUAAUGAAGCAAAUUGUUCACCAUCAGCGUCACUACCCACCACGACGAUGGAUCUUAAGAAACCCAAAGAAUUAGCUAAUAGCCUGAAUGGUUCAGUCUCGAAUGGGUCAAGUCCGAUUGGGAAUGGAGGGUCAACUGUAAAUGGCGAUGUUAGUGAAUUAUCGGAAUAAUUUAUUUUGAUUCGAGGAAACGACCGUUUAUCAACAUAAAAACCAACGAUAAAACGUGAUAACUCUCGAUGACAGUGAACACACUCACUGUCACUCAAUUUUUUCAACCAUGAUGAUUUAUUGAUGAACCAGUUCCUUGAAUGCAAAACUAGUCAAAUUAUAAAUAAUAGUCAAAACGACGAGAGCAGAUGAAUUGAAUACAUUCUAAAUCUUCAUUUUAUCGAGAAAAUUAUUUUUAUCUUUAAAUUCCGCUCAUCGUCGUAACCACCAAUGUUUUAUAAUCUUUCACUAAACAAUGGAAUCAGUUAAAUUAUUAUCACCACCGAAUUCAUAAUCUGCAACAUGGAUUCAUCUUUUUCACUUGAAGCAUUUUACUCAAAAGUUUUUCUGUUGAAAUCACUCAAUUCAUGAUUUAGAUGCAAACUCGACUCAUCUUUUCACGAUUUAAUUUGAAAAGAUAACCAAAUCAUCUUAUAUGUUAAUCUAACACAAAUUCUCUAACUGCAAACAGAAUGGCCACUCUGCUACUGAUUGUGCGAUCUCAAUAUUCUAAUCUCAACUCCCUUCUUUCCUACUAUUUCCUAGAAUUUCUUCCUAUUUCUUUUAUAAUUGUUUCUCUAAUUCUCUUCCGCUAUGUUAAAUUUGUUCUAUUAAUAUUAAUAAGAUUGUAUAAAGAAUUGAUUGUAAAACAAAAAGAUUGUAUUACAAUUAAUCAAGUGCAAAGUGUAAUAAUUAACCGAAAACUAAAACAAUGAGAUGAAUAUUGACCAAUCAUCUCACCUCAUCUAAGCUAAGACCGAACAGAGAUAAUGUAACUUGAGGCUAGUCACCUGAUACUUCAUUUGAAAUUAUUGCUACAAGAUAUUAAUAGUAAAUGAAACAAUUAUCUAAAUAAAAUAUGUAAUAGAUUACC
Messenger RNA from Panonychus citri (citrus red mite), 2079 nucleotides. Its product is annotated as protein CBFA2T3-like. The transcript is spliced from 4 exons. Gene Ontology annotation, biological process: negative regulation of DNA-templated transcription. Gene Ontology annotation, molecular function: transcription corepressor activity. Lineage: Eukaryota; Metazoa; Arthropoda; Arachnida; Trombidiformes; Tetranychidae. Bases 183 to 1166 code for a protein of 327 amino acids. The record is from RefSeq and is a predicted model, not a curated record. Gene Ontology annotation, cellular component: nucleus.